Messenger RNA from Oncorhynchus tshawytscha (Chinook salmon), 3701 nucleotides. Its product is annotated as fidgetin-like protein 2. NCBI's taxonomy places the organism in Eukaryota, Metazoa, Chordata, Actinopteri, Salmoniformes, Salmonidae. The record is from RefSeq and is a predicted model, not a curated record. Gene Ontology annotation, molecular function: ATP hydrolysis activity; ATP binding; microtubule severing ATPase activity.
AAGAGUGAGAGCGAGGGCGAGGGCGAGAGCGAGAGAGAGAGAGAGUUGAGUUGAGUUGUGGAAAAAAAGCCUAGCAGUGAACACACACUCUGCUCUCUGCUCUCUGCUCCACAGGAUUAUCUAACUGCUGAUUAAGAUCUGCUAGAAAGAGUACAUGCUGGCAUGAAUAGGGCUGGGUGUAGUAGUGUCAGUACCAGCAGCCAACCCCAGUGAUGGACUACAGGCGGACAGACGCUAACCUCGACCUGGCUCCUGCUAUUCUCUCACAGUCCCACUCUCCUCCUAACUGAGACCAGCUCCACAGAAUGCUGAGUCCUAUUGUCCCCUAUAGCCUGUAUAAGAUGCACUGGAACCCGGAGCAUGCCCAGUCUCUCAGCCAGUGGCCUGAGCAGCACCUGGAUGUGUCCUCCACCACCUCCUCGCCGGCCCACAAGUCCGAGCUGUACGCCGCUGGCCGCACCCACGGCCGAGGAGGCUCCACCCACGGCUACGCCUGGGCCAAUGACGACAUUGGUGCCCUAACCGCCUCCAAUCUGCUGAAGAGCUAUGCAGAGAAGUACUCUGGUGUUCUAGACUCGCCCUACAACCGUCCACCGGGGCCCGCUGUAGGGGCCUACCCAGAGCCAGGGGCCUUCGGGGGCCUCAAUGGCCUCAAGACUGAGCUGGAGCCCUGGCCCCUGAGCCACAGUGCGGAGGGGCCCUACCCCGUGUCCCUGGAUGGUCUGUCAGGUCCCAAGGCUGGGGCCACAUCAGCAGGGCCCCCAGGUGCCAGCAGUGUGUCAGUGGUCAACAGUAACCUCUCAGACUCUGGAUAUAGUGGUAGCAGCUCCUGCUCUGGGUCUCACUCCGGUGACUACAACCCCCCCAGCUACAACGGUACCUACCUCUCGUCUGGAUACUGCCCCGGGCCCCUGCCUGGCUCAGCACUUCCCCCCUCCCUCCACCACCCCCUCCAGCCCACGCCCACCCUGGUGCCCAGCUACUCACCCUCCACCCAAGUUUACAACUACCCGCCAACCAGCUACCCCCACCAGCCCAGCCUGGCCCCCGCUUACAGCCACCCCUCUGCAGGGUACUUACACUCCGGGCUGGCCGCCCCUACUCCUCUCCCCUCCCGGCCCACUGUAGUCGGGGGUAGCUACAGCUACCAGGAGUCUGGAAGUGGGGUGAAGAGGAAGGCAUUUGACAUGUCAUUGGAAGAGGAGGGGGAAGGUUCUCGAUACAGGAAGUAUUCAGGCUACGACCCAAUGAAGUCCGGAGGAGGAGGGGACUCUCUCUCUCCCUACAGCAUGGGGGAUAAAGGAAACAUCAGAUUCACCACAGGCAGCACAGAUCCCCUGGCAUUUAAGCCCAGUAAGCCCUCCUCCCAGCCCCUGGUGUCCCCUCCCUAUAUGGUGGCUGUGGCAGGUGAGAACAGCCCGGCAGCAGGGAUGACUGGAGAGAACGGAGGAGGAGGGGGGUCAGAAAACCAGGUCUUCUCCCACUCCCAGCAGCAACAGCAGCAGCACCGCUCCUCCCAGGCUCACAACCAGAAACGCCCCUCCCUCCACGGCCAGGGCCAUCCUGGGCCUGGACCAGGGGAGACAGCCAGCAUGAAGAGUCCAGACCCCAUGGUUCUGGAUCUAGUCAACGGGGAAGUGCUGGAUUGCAGCCCGGCCCUGCUAUGGGGGGAGCUGGCUGGGCUGACCCACGUCAAGGCUGCCCUGGAGGAGGAGCUGUUGUGGCCCUGUCUAAGGCCCAGCCCUGCCAUCCUGCCCCCAGCCACCGUGCUGCUGUUCGGCCCCCGGGGAAGCGGGAAGACCACUCUGGCCCGCUCCAUGGCCGCCCAGCUUGGGGCCUCCUUCUAUAGGCUCAGCGGGGCCAUGUUAGCUUCUAAAGGCAAGGUGGAUGCCGAGGGGAUACUGGGGGCCACGCUGCAGGUGGCGGGGGCGAGACAGCCUUCUGUUGUGCUGCUCAGUGAAGUGGAGGCUCUGGAGGAUGAGGAGGGGCUGAGGCAGGUGUUGCUAUCCGCCCUGGAGAAGGCCCAGAUGGGGUUAGGGUCGGCGGGGGGAGCCCCUGGGCUGGUGAUCGUAGUGUGUACCACUGGCAGGCCAGACCUGCUCCAGGAUACGGUGCAUCGGAGCUUCGCCAAGCACUACCACGUGGGUCUGCCAGAUGCGGGGAUGCGGAGACAGGUGCUGCUGCAGGCGCUAGUGCCCCAGGGAUGUUCUCUCAGUGACAGGGAGCUGGGGGCUGUACUGCAGCGGUCAGAGGGGUUCUCUGUGUGGGAGCUGCUGCAGCUCUGCCAGCAGGCCCUAUCCUCAGCAUCCACCUCGGGCCCUCAGGGGCCCUUACACAGCCUUUCAGGACAGGCUACAGGGCCCCCAGCCCUCAAAGACUUUGAGAACGCCUUCUGCAAGGUGCUUCCGCAGUCGAACGCCACCCCGAAAGAACUGGACACUUGUAUGGAGUGGAGCAAGGUGUACAGCCACUGAGAAGGCAGGAAGGCAGGGAGACAGCCACUGUAUGUAAUAUAAUGUAGGGGACUGAAUGUAAACCCUGUCUUCACUUUUGACAUGAUGACAAGUCUUGGGAAUGUUUUACUGUUUAGUUUUUUGCAAUUAAUUAUUAUUAUGCAACCAAAGGUGUUAGAUUGUCAAGAUCGAAGGUUUGGGAGAGAUGAGAAGCAGAUUUAACGUAGGUUUCUCUGGUUAGCAUGCUGAUGUUCCUAUUAAAUAUACAUAUACUUUAUUUUUCCCAAAGAAAAAGAUAGAUGAUGCCUUUGUGGACGGGGCAGUGUAUUACAGUAGUAGUUGAACCUAUAUGGUGGGAUAACUGCAUCAUUGGAGAUUACUUCUCAAAGGUUCAAAUCCUAACUUGAGAUCUAUGUGCAUAACUUGUCUCUCAAAUCUCGACAUCAGUGCAUGAAUCACGCAAAAGCCGAGUUGAGUGCAACGUGCAUCUCUAGACAGUUAGGAUUCCACCCAAAGAUCCAUCUUUUUUUGUACUACAGGACAUAAGUCAGUGAUGUGUUGUCAAGGUGACGUAGUCCAAGGUGAUGGAUCACCAGGGUCUUUAGGAACAACCUGGACUUGUCCAAUAAGAAACACUUUUUUUUUUUGCUUUCCGUUGCAAAACAGAUUGAAAGGGGGCAGGACUACCUGGACUCAUUCAAUAAAAGCAAUUUUCGUUGCAAAACAUUUUAAAACAUUUGUUUCCUAAUGAACAUGACCCAGGGAUUUUUUGAGAGAUCUCUCUGUUGUCUGACUGCUACUCUCAGGACCCUAUCUAUUACCAGUCCACUCCUGUGGUGUUUUAGUUUUCAUUGGUCAUUUGGUGUGUGAAAACAGCUUUAGAAUCAAUUUGAACAACUAUAGUGGGUUUUUUUUCCACAAAAAAAUGAUCAACAAUACCUCAUUGUCUCUUAGCAUUAUGGGUUAUUAACUUAAAACACAGCUUUUAGCUUCUCACCAAAGUCAUGGCAUUGUGCUGAAAUAAUUCAACAAAAAGCAUCAUCAUCAUUUGAUCUGGUCUUAUCGUGGACACUUUGGAUCAAUAGUCCCUCUUUCCCCUAUAGUACAGUAUCACAUCAUUCACAGCUGUUUUUGAGACAAAACCACUACAAUAACUCAUCAAUUGUGUACAUCCUGAAUGGUACUCUACGUACAAAAAAAAAAACGUUAAUAUGCAACUUUACAAAAACGUUGAAAUAGAACAUAAAG